Dioszegia hungarica is the source of this 759-nucleotide messenger RNA. RefSeq lists its product as uncharacterized. The record is from RefSeq and is a predicted model, not a curated record. The transcript has 3 exons. Lineage: Eukaryota; Fungi; Basidiomycota; Tremellomycetes; Tremellales; Bulleribasidiaceae. The coding region runs from base 1 to 759 and encodes 252 amino acids.
AUGGCGGUGAUCUGGGACGGGGCGGGACACUGGCCACCGGCAGCGAUGAUGCAAUGCGAUGUGGCACGGCGAGCAAAUGGGUGGAGAGAGGUGCUGGAAUUGCCUGCAUCUCAAGAUGGCUUUCGCUUGAUCUUCGACUUCAACGAAACACAUGUCUUCAUCUGCGCUGUCGGCCAAAUCCACAUUGUGGACCGUAAAACGCAACAGCCAAUGGCGUCCUUCCCUUCGCUUACCACCACGGUGCAAGACAUGUGUGCCGUCGUUUACCACUUAGACUUUGACCCUGCUCACCUCACGAUCACGACUGCCUAUCCCUCCGGGCAGUCGGAGGCCAACAGAGCCACCGCAUGGGGCGAGAAGACAAUUGUCGUCAACUUCAACAAGCGCGCAACGGAGCUGGACGUCGAUCAGACUCAUGUCGUCCUCACUGUUGCCGGGCGCCCUUCGUUCUUCGAUACGCGGUCUCUUCCCAGCCUGCCGCUUGGUCCGGAUGCGGGAUCCUCCAGCCCAAUCCCCCCGCUUUACCUGCACUUGACCUCCACCUCCGCAGCCGACUUUGUCAGCUCCUUCUCCGAUUCUUCGCCCAACCCCCAUGGGCCGAGCAUCCAACCUCGGAUCCACCGGAACUCUCUGUACUACCAUUACCACUCCAAGCAAGGGGGAUAUCUACGGGGCCCCCUGUUCAAUCCGGUGGCAGACGGACAGGAGACUGUACAGGAGUGGCGCUCUUUGUUGGGAGAAAACAGGGACCAGGUAUAG